AAAUGUCCCAAUAACAUAUAAGCAAUUUAUCUUAUAGAAAGGAAUUUAGAAGAAAACGUGAAAACGUGAAAAAAUGCAGAGGAUAACUUCACUCUUAUUCCUUGUUAGCUUAUUUAUCAUGUUUACCUCAGUUGUGAAUCAGAGUAGAACAGAUACAUGCAGCGAGACUCUAGGUCCCUGUGAAAACUGUGACCAGAAAUGCCUGGCCAAAUACGGGCCAUCGGUCCAAACCCAUUGUAUCGGUCCUGGUGGUGGAUUAUGCACGUGCGUCUUCCAUUGUAGACCAUCUAUACCGCUCAAGGUGUGCCCUGGUGCGAUGGGUCUGUGCACUGAUACUUGUUCUAGUAAAUGUUGUAAUUGGAAUUGCUCAAAAAAGUAUUAUGCUGGACGUGGAUCUUGUCUCCUGCUUGGUGAUUUUAAUGUGUGCCAAUGCGAGUACACUUGCUAGAGUCGGCUGAUGAAAUUGUAAACCAAAUGGUCUGCUUUUAUUAUUGUAACUAUAA
Eutrema salsugineum is the source of this 503-nucleotide messenger RNA. RefSeq names its product putative defensin-like protein 180. The transcript has 2 exons. The record is from RefSeq and is a predicted model, not a curated record. Lineage: Eukaryota; Viridiplantae; Streptophyta; Magnoliopsida; Brassicales; Brassicaceae. Bases 74 to 448 code for a protein of 124 amino acids.